UCCGAUUGUUCAGCCUCUACCCUCUCAUCCCUCCGUACCUGUUGUAUCUCGACGUCCUUUGAUCAAAAUGCAGCUCUGCCUUUUCGUCGCUCUCGUUCUUCCAUUCGUCCUGGCACAGCCCGACCCAACAACCGUCUGCCUGCCCAACCAACUCCAGAGUGACCUCUAUGACUUCGAUAAGACAGACUUCGGAACUGUCGCUGCUGAUUUCACUAAGAACAUGACUUCCUUGAGAUUCGUCAAAACCAACAUUAGAGUUGUCUACGAUCUUCUUGCUGGCAAAGGUUACCUAGUCAGUGGCACCGGCGAGUGCACAUCAUUCGACCUCCAAGCCAGUCAGGUCAUCACUCAGUGUCUUCCAGCAUCCGCCACCCCACUCACCACCAACGACACCGUCAUUGGAUUCGGCGCCACCAGCCUUAAGCUCGUCUCAUAUGACGUGCAGUUUGAUGACAAGACCAAGGUCAGGGCCGCUUUUACUGACAGCACCCCAGCCUUCCCCGUCCUCAGACAGGUUAUUGGCACAUCCACCAACAUCACCGGAGACGUCCUCUUCUUCACCAACUCCAAAACCACCGUCGACAACGACCUGUUUAUUGUCCCAACUGUCUGCACACCUCUCACCGCAGUUUAAACCCAUUUGCCAUUUGAUAUUUGUACAUGUUUAUUGUAGUAAUAAACCAUUUUAACAUUU
Messenger RNA from Physella acuta, 694 nucleotides. RefSeq lists its product as uncharacterized. NCBI's taxonomy places the organism in Eukaryota, Metazoa, Mollusca, Gastropoda, Physidae. The record is from RefSeq and is a predicted model, not a curated record.